Molecule: messenger RNA, 2325 nt
Organism: Salpingoeca rosetta
Lineage: Eukaryota; Choanoflagellata; Craspedida; Salpingoecidae
Exons: 7
Coding region: 125-2011 (628 amino acids)
Biological process (GO): maturation of SSU-rRNA
Cellular component (GO): preribosome, small subunit precursor
Molecular function (GO): RNA endonuclease activity
Source: RefSeq, a predicted model, not a curated record
CACACACACACACACACACACACACACACACAAGACACACACACUUGACACGCACACUUGACACGCAGACACGAAGACACGAAGACACGAAGACACGAAGACACGAGUCCCGAUCAUCGACAACAUGGAGGGCGACGCUGCUGUGCGACAGAACGAAGAGGUGGCGAAGACAAGGGAGGAGGAGCAUGAGCAGGAGGAUGUCACAACUCCAGCGGCAGACGAAGAAACGCCUGGCAGCACCGAGCAGCCGGUUGAAGACCACGCUGUAGCCGACGAUGAGGAAGAUGCGGACGAGGACGGGGAAUGGGAGAUGAGCGCGGCUGACAAGAAGAAGCUGCAGCAACAAGAGCAGCGAGCACAGAAGAGUGGACGCCACAAGUCCAAGCCCCAGAAGGACACAGCCCACUGCUCCGUACUCGUUGCGGAUACAGCCGCCUUCAUCAAGAACGCGCCGCUGUAUCGCCUUGCAGAGCGUGUCGUGACGGUGCCGGAGGUGUUGGCGGAGAUCCGUGACGAGGAGGCACGCCGGCGUCUGAAGAUGCUGCCGUUUGAGCUGGAGGUGCGCAACCCUUCCCCAGCCGCCAUUGCUGCCAUGUCCAGCUUUGCCAAGAAGACGGGUGAUCUCCGAGCGCUCUCCGCAACCGAUCUGCACGUGCUGGCCCUCGCAUACAUGCUGGAUGUGGAGGCCCACGGCAGCGACAAGCACCUCAACGCUGAGCCAAAGAAGGGCCCUGCGAAGAAGAAGCGCAACCGCAAGAACCGAAAGCGCGGCAAGAACAAGGCGGCCGCCAAUGACGCAGCGCAGAAGGGGAGUGGUGACACAGAGCAGGCUGCAAAGAGCGAGCGCACGCACGCAGAGGCAGCAGUGGCGACAGCACAAGCAGAACAGAAGAAGGAUGAGUCGGUGAAGGAAGAGGUCGAGCAGAAAGAGGACAAGCAAGAGGAGCAGGAAGAGGGAGCAACAAGCGAGGUGGCGAACAAGGACGAUGAGCAAGCUGUUGCCGCUGUUAGCGGCGAUGACAAUGGCAAUGGCGAGGAAGGAGACGAAGACGAAGACGCGGAAGAAGAAGAAGAAGAAGAAGAAGGGGACAACAACGCGGGAGACAAUGAGGCAUCAAACGAGGAAGAGGUGAAAGUUGAAGUGGACGAUGAUGAUGAUGACGAGCAGGAUGAUGAGCACGGUGCAGUUGCGGACGAGGACAACGUAGCAACAGCAGAUGGUCACACGCUCGAGCAACUACCAUCUGAUGGUGACGACGAUGACGACGCGGAGUGGCAGGUUGCCCCGACAAAGUCCAAGAAGAUGACAGAGGCGGCCCGGCGCAGGAAAGAGGCGCAAAUCCGGAGAGACGCAAAGUUCUUCUCAGCCACAGGGACAGCGGAUGGUAGCGACGGCUGGAUCACGCCCGCCAACAUGCCGAAGGUGGUGAAGAAGAUGAAGAAGGAAAAUGUCGACAAGUAUGCAUUCUCAAAGGUUGCGUGCAUGACGACGGAUUUUGCGAUGCAGAAUGUGCUGCUGCAGAAAGGACUGCGGCUCAUGUCACUGGACGGACUUCUGGUCCACCGCCUGCGCUACCACGUGCUCAAGUGCGAGGCGUGCUUUGCUGUCACUACUCAGACCAACCGCGACUUUUGUCAGUCGUGCGGCCACCCAACCUUGCAGCGCGUGUCUGCUGCUGUGGACAAGCGGGGCCAGGUGAAAGUCUUUGAACCUCGCGUGAAGCGCGUGAACCUCAAGGGCACAAAGUACUCUGUGCCGAUGCCAAAGGGCGGACGCGACCGGAGGAAGAACCUCAUCCUCACAGAGGACCAACAGGCCCGAGUUGCUAGCCUCCCUGCCCCACGAAAGAAGGUCGUGGACGUGUUCAGCGACGAUUUCCUCGAGCACCUGUCUCCGUUUGGCACGAGCAACGCCCCCUCCCGUCGCGCUGUCAACCGCAAGCCCGUGCCCGGUUACGGCCGCCGCAACCCCAACGAACCAAAGCCAAAGGGCAAGUCCAGGCGCAAGUAGAAGUGCGGGGAAGGGAAAGGCCAUGGGGUGGCGUUGUGGUGAUGGUGUUUGCGAAGGGUGGUGGCAAGUUGUGUUGUAGGGUUUGGGGAUUGGACGGCGGAGUGGCGGUGAUUUGCAGAGUGUGUUGUGGGGUGCACUUUCCUUCCGUGCUGUGUAUGUGUGUUUCGUUGUUGUGUUGUGUUGUCAUGUUGCGCUGCGUCUCUGUCGUACGAUCUGUACGAUGUGACGUGAAUUGAUGACAAUUGUUUACCUAGCCUGUGUUGUUUUGCUGCAAGCGGCACCUUGCGCUUCAAAUAAACACCAUCGACAAACGC